Molecule: messenger RNA, 4992 nt
Organism: Lycium barbarum (goji berry)
Lineage: Eukaryota; Viridiplantae; Streptophyta; Magnoliopsida; Solanales; Solanaceae
Product: disease resistance protein RPV1-like
Exons: 6
Coding region: 480-3941 (1153 amino acids)
Biological process (GO): signal transduction; defense response
Molecular function (GO): ADP binding
Source: RefSeq, a predicted model, not a curated record
AGCCCGUUUGGAUUGGCUUAUAAGUUGGCUUAUAAGCUGUUUUUAGCUUUUUUGAGUGUUUGGCUGACCAGCUUAAAGUCAUUUUGUGUUUAAAAUAAGCUCAAAAAAAUAAUUGAGUCAAUUUGACUUAACUUAUCUAAAGCAGCUUAUAAGCUGAAAACAACUUAUAAGCCAAAAAAAAUAAGUUGGGCUACCCCAACUUAUUUUUUUUGACUUAUAAGCUGUUUUCAGCUUAAAGCCAUAAGCCCAUCCAAACAGGCUCUUAGUAUAAUCCACCACCUUCUUAAUGCACAAGACAAUUAAUUAAUUGUCUUAAAAUUUAAUAUCAUUUUGAGUGGACCUCUGUCGUUGACAUGACCUGACUCCGAUCUACAACUGUUUGACUUGGAAACAAUUAUGCAGAGAACCUCACAAUUUACACAAGCUGAUUUACCCUUUGAUUCACUCCCAACUUUUUUUACAUAUUCAUCUCCAGCUACAUGUCAAUGGAGCAACCUGUGAAACAAUCAUCUUCAACCCAUCAAGUGUUGUUGAGUUUUAGAGCACAAGACACUUGCAUGGCUUUCACUGACCACCUUUACAGUGCAUUAGUUCAAGCUGGCAUUCAAACACUGAAGGACACAACAAGAAUAGAGCAAGCAAUCCGAGAGUCCAAGGUUUCACUGAUUGUCUUAUCCCAAGGAUAUGCCUUGUCUCAAUCAUGUCUUGACCAGCUUGAUGUGAUUAUGAAGCAUAAGGAGAAAUUGUAUCGUACGGUUGUACCAGUGUUCUAUGAUGUGGAUCCUUCUGAUGUUAGGAAACAGAAGGGAAGGAUUGGGGAAGCAUUAGCUUUGCAUGAAAAAGACUUGAAACUAGAAAGCAGUGGAAGGGAAAGGGUUGAAAGAUGGAGGGAAGCACUUGCUAAAGUUGCUGACUUGGGGGGAAUGGUCUUACAGAAUCAAGAUGAUGGGCAUGAGUCGAAAUUUAUUCGAAAGAUUGUUAAUGUGGUCACAAAUAGAAUAAGUCGGACAGAAUUGUAUCUUGCACCUCACCUAAUUGGCAUAAAACGCCGGGUUGAACAUAUUAACUCGUGGCUGCAAGAUGGAUCAAUUAAUGUAGGCCUAUUGGUUGUCUGCGGGAUGGGUGGCAUAGGGAAGACCACCCUGGCCAAAUUCAUCUACAAUUCAAACUUUGAUGUUUUUGAAGGCAGCAGUUGUGUUCUUAACAUUAGAGAAGUUUCCGAGCAACCUAAUGGUUUAGUUAAGUUGCAGAAGCAAAUACUUUCUGACAUUCUAAAAAGAGAGAAGGAAAGAGUAUCAUGUGUUGAUGAAGGAAUUGUAAAGAUUUCGGAUGCCGUAAGUGCAAAAAGAGUCCUACUUGUUCUUGAUGAUCUGGAUGACUCUAAUCAAGUAAAUGCAGUUUUGGGGAUGAAAAGUUCAUUUUACCCAGGAAGUAAAAUAAUCAUCACAACCCGACAGGAGCGUAUUCUAACUCCUCGCCUAGUUGACAAGGUGUAUAGCGUUGAGACACUAAGCAGUAAUGAAUCCUUAGAGCUCUUCAGUUGGUAUGCCUUCGGAAAACCACAUCCUGUAGAGGGUUUUCUUAAGUAUUCAAAUGAAGUAGUGAAACGGUGUGGAGGAAUUCCACUUGCACUGAGAGUUUUGGGUUCUUCCCUGGCAGGACAAAAUCUUGAUGUAUGGCAAAGUACAAUAGAAAAGUUGAAAGUUGUUCCUAAUAAUCGGAUUAUUGAACUGCUCAAAAUCAGUUAUGAAUCUCUAGAAGAUGAUGAUAGGAUUCUAUUCCUUCAUAUAGCUUGUUUCUUUGUCUGGGAGGAUAAAGAUUUUGCUGUCAAAAUACUAGAUAAAUGUGAACUUUUCACUAUAGUGGGGAUCCAGAACCUUAUUGAUAGAGAUCUCUUGUCAGUACUUUCGGGUAAGCUCGUCAUGCAUCAACUGAUUCAAGAUAUGGGUAGAGAGAUUGUUCGCCAGCAGUCAUUUGAGGAGCCAGGGAGGCGUAGUAGACUGUGGCAUCAUAGAGAAUCUUUAUACGUAUUGAAAAACAAAACUGGUACAGAAACAAUUGAAGGCAUCAUUCUUGACAGAAAUAUGAUUAAAGAUCACGGGAAAAUCAGGAUAACAUCUAGUGAAAUUUAUGGCAAAAAACGCAAGCUGGAAGAAUUUCUGAAUAACUCUCAAAGAUGUCGACCGGAACAAAGUUGGAUGUCCAUUUUCUCAAGUCAUACCAUGGACGCCGUGGAAGUUCCAAAUGAAGAUUUGGUAACUGAUGCAUUCAUCCCAAUGCGCAAGCUAAGAUUUCUAUUACUUAGCAACAUACAACUUUCUGGAUGUUACAAGAAAUUUCCCAAGAAGUUAAGAUGGUUGUCUUGGCAUUGCCUCCAGUUAGAAUCCCUACCAAGUGACAUUCCAUUGGAAAGCCUUGUCGCAUUAGAUCUUCGAUACAGCAGCUUAAAACAGCUUUGGAAAGGACCAAAGUUACUCAGAUGUCUAAAGUUUCUCAAUCUCAGCCACUCUUAUCAGCUUAGAAGAUCACCUGAUUUUUCAGAACUUCCCAAUCUUGAACAAUUAAUCCUUGAAUACUGUACAAAUCUAACAGAGAUAGAUGACUCUAUCGGAUAUGUAGAGGGACUCACGCUGUUGAACCUUAAUGGUUGUACAAAGUUGAGGAGGAUUCCAGAAAGUGUUUGCAUGUUAAAGUUUCUGGAGACCCUUGAUAUUUCUGGUUGCUCUAAUCUUGAAUAUGCGGCCAUGGAUUUGCCAGGCGAGCUUUCUGACGGAAUCCGAACAAACCAAAUAAUAACUACCAAACAUGUCCGACCAUGGCAUACCAUCUUGUGGUCCUGGCUGAGGAAGGAGAAAAUAUGUUGUAGAAUUUCCCCAAUCAGUUUUCCAGCCUCACUAGUUACUUUGAGACUUUCUGACUGCAAUCUAGGUGAUAAUGCAUUUCUCCAUGUUGAUUGUAGCAUGCUCAACUUUCUGAAAGACUUGGAUUUGAGCGAAAAUCCAAUUUCCUGUCCCCCAGAGAGCAUCAUGCAUCUUAGCAGGCUUGAAAACCUUUCACUAAAUUCGUGUACAAGGCUAAAAUCAAUCAGUGAAAUUCCAAAUGGUGUCGAUAUAGUGGAUGCAACUGAUUGUAUAUCCUUGGAGAGAGUAUGUGGCCUACCUAGUUCAUGUGGCGUACUUUACCUAAAUUGUGCUAAUCUGGUUCAGAUGGAUCCUUAUUUCAAGUUAGAACCUCUUGAAAAUGUUAAUGAAGAAAUUUUCAGAUAUUUGAAUCUGUCAAACUUGGAACUGAUUAGAAAUGUUGCUUUUAGAUUAAGAUUCGACAUUGAGAAAUUGCAUUCAAAUGCAAAGGGAUUUCCAAAAUUCGUCCAAAAUGAUAUGGAUAAAAUACAACGUCUCCCACCUAAGAGGCUUCCAGCUCAGGGAUUUUACUGCAACGGCAUCUUCUCCACAUUCUUGUUGAGCGAACACAUGCCAAGUUGGUUUAACACUAAGUUAAGUGUGCCUUUCCAUACAUCAUUUACGGUAACUAAUCCUGAUAAUCAUCGAGUUCGUGGCUUAAGCUUUUGCUUGGUGUAUACAUGUUUGGAGAGUACGGAAAUUGUAAGUGAGGGAUUUUUACCGUGCAUUUCAAUCAAUAACUUGUCGCGAAGAAUGAAGUGGAGGCAAGAUCCUUUGUUCCUGGGUAUUCCUGAAGGUGAGGAGAGGAUGAUGUGGUUAAGUUAUUGGGAUAUUGGAGAUUCAUUGCAACCCGGUGAUAUUAUUGAGGUUUCAGCCAGUGUGGGAUAUGAUAAAAAACGUUUCAGUAUCAAGGAGGUUGGGAUGAGAACUAUAUUCCUGGAUGAACAACAAGACUGGAAUAAAGAAUCAGCUUUUGAAGUUGAAGAGUUUCCAAGGCUGUGUCAUCAGAAUUUGCUCCUUGCCAGAGUCUUCCCAAAAUGAUGCGAAAGUUGACAUUUAUUGCAGAUCGAACUUGAACAAUACCCAUCAGAGUGAAUCUGGAAAAUUCUGGGGGGAAAAGUCACGAAAUGAUGUUCAGAACUUUAAAGAGUUUUAAUGGUGGCACUGUAAUAAUUACAAAUUAAAAUAGUUCUUUUACUCUGGAAUGUGUUCUUGGUGGAAUUGGAUCAGUUGUUGGCUCUCAAGCCUUGGAAAUUCAUUCAGAAUGCUGAUAUGUUGCCGUAGGACGAUGGAUUGGUCACUGAUGAAGUGUUGAAUAUGAGGGGAAACUCAAAAAGAAAUUCAGAGUUUCUUCUGAGAUUUACUGAAGCUAAGAGCGAUUGUUGUGAGACACAGUGAGAGUAUAGACAGAGAUGGAUUUUCUGCAACAGCGAGGGAUCAGGUGAGCUCGUUCCAAUUGAGUCAUUGGGUUAGCAGCAGCUAGUGCAGGGAAAGCCAUUGAGUCAUCAUGCUGUUGACUGUCACAAAUAGUUAAGAUUCCUCACAGACUACUCAAAGAAAGGAGGAAAACACCCUCUUUUUGCUGCCGAACCAGAUUCGACUUCAGUUUAUAUGGCCUUUCAACUUCUGUCUAAGUGCUGAUCCAUUAUACACCAGUUGCCAUUGAGCUGAGAUAUCUUGCUGAUGAAAUGAACUGUUGUUACCAAUGACGACAAGAUGCUUGCACUUUCAAUUCUAUUGCAGAGACCACAAUGUGCUCGAGGCUGAAAGUCGUCAUACAAGGCAGUGAUUUAGGGAGUCUAUGCUCAGGAAUGGAGCUACAUGGUCCAAAGGGGAUUCUUCAAUGGAAUACCAUUUGUCUUAGAUUUAUACUGUCCUCAAGUACACUAAAUCUUUUGCAUAUAAGUUCAUGGGAUGAUGCACUUGUUCAAAUACCUGCAUAUGUAAUGUUGAGCUUUCUGUUGAAGGGCCUCAUGGCCAUUAGUCCACUAUUUAAAGUAUGUGACAGGUGGCAUAUGAGUUUUCCAUUUCAUAGCUAUAUUGAACAAUAUUCUCCAACUGAUUAAUGAUAGCAAGCCAUGUCUGCCUAUAA